Molecule: messenger RNA, 1016 nt
Organism: Astrephomene gubernaculifera
Lineage: Eukaryota; Viridiplantae; Chlorophyta; Chlorophyceae; Chlamydomonadales; Astrephomenaceae
Source: the annotation of a GenBank genome assembly
CGAAGUUAUAAUAGCAAAUUCUGAGUGUAUAUGUUUAGCAGUACUCGUAGGAGCAAUAGGUGCAGUUGUUGGCAACUUCGGAAAAAUGCCAUCUGGGAUGCAGCGUUUGGCGCUGAGGCUUGUUAGGCAUGCGACUCGAGAUGUCACCAAUUCGUGGGCUUUAUCGAGUCGCCUCUCAUGGCUCUCUUCUGCCACCCAAGCCCGUUAUUUUGCAGCUUACCCUGCGCAUGUUGUGUUGAACAUGCCGUCAUUGUCACCGACGAUGACCCAGGGCAACAUCACCAAAUGGCGAAAGCAGCCCGGCGAGCAAAUCGCUCCAGGCCAAAUCCUGGCCGAAGUUGAGACAGACAAGGCCAUCAUCGAGUGGGAGGCGCAGGAGGAGGGCUACAUGGCCAAGCACCUGGUGCCCGAGGGCGCCAGCGACAUUGCCGUGGGCACCCCAGUCGCAGUGCUGGCGGAGGAGGAGAGCGGGGUGGCGGGCCUCGCCUCCUUCGUACCUGGCAAGGAGGCCCCCGCGGCCGCUGCCCCGGCUAGCCCGGCUCCCAAGGGACAGAGCCCCCCCGCAGCGGCUCCUCCCCGCCCUGCCGCCCCCGCAGCGGCCCAGCCAGCGGCAGCAGCUGCGGCACCCCCCUCAGGAGGCCGGCUGCCCCCCCACCAGGUCCUCAACAUGCCCUCCCUGUCGCCCACCAUGAGCCAGGGCAACAUCCUGGAGUGGAAGAAGAAGGUUGGCGACCCCGUGGCCCCGGGUGACGUGUACUGCGAGGUGGAGACGGACAAGGCGACCAUCUCCUGGGAGAGCCAGGAGGAGGGCUACGUUGCUCGUGUGUUGGCGGGUGACGGCUCCCGCGAUGUGGAUGUGGGCACCCCGGUGCUGGUGCUGGUGGAGGACAAGGAGGCGGUGGCCGCAUUCGCCAACUACCAGCCCGGAGACGACAAGCAGCAGACCGCCGCUGCUGCUCCUGCUGCUGCACCUCCCGCUGCGGCUGCUGCACCCCCACCGCCGCCUCCACCCCCAC